CCAAGUAGGGUGAGCAACAAUUAGCGAUCUUUCAGGAAACUAAUUCAUGAUUGUUCGAGUAGAAGAAGUAGUCAUUAAUCUAGUUCUGUUCUUAAUCAAGAGACCAAUUGAAAGAAAGAUCGCUGUGUGGAUCACAAAGUUAAUCCUGAAGCAAGAACAAAAGAAUCUGUGUCUGGAUCACAAUACUUGUUUCAACAAGCGUGCAAAUAAAUGAAAGAAAUAUACUAAUACAAAAGUGUGAAGCUAGGUACCAAAAGCAAUCCUAUUGCUUAUUCAUCCAGUAUCAGUUGAUUCAGUUGUAUAUGUAUAUCAACAACAUCAAAACCUUUCUUUUAUUUCUGCACCAAUUCUAUGAAUGGCGGAACAAAGGCCAAUGUUCCGAUUUCGCCUCCCUUGGAUGAUUGCUUCAGCCCCUCCUACUGCAGGCGCAACUCCUAGCCCUCCCCACAAUGAAGCCCCUUCAACCACAGAGCCAAAUGUCAAGCCCAUGGAGCCUGCCCAAAGACCUUUCAGGCUUCAAAGUGUAGCCCCGGCACAACCAUCUCCUCAGGCGCCACCAAAGAUAUCUGCAGCACCAGAAACCAAGACUCAAUCCCAAUAUUCUUAUCAGCCAACAUGGCCCUCUAAAAUGCAUACACAAAUUGAUUCUCAGCUCCCUUCACCGGCCUUGUCAUCGCCUCAGUAUAGCGCCACUUCUCAGCUCCCAUCACCAUCAUUCACUACACCUCUCUUCAGUUCUGCUUCUCAACUCCCAUCACCUCAGAGCAGUACUGCCACUUCUCAAGAACAAGAUAAUUCCCAGCUCCCAUCACCUAAAUCCGCCCCUCGGCCCUCAUCACCUAUAUCUUCCCCUCAGCACUCACCACCGAUGUCCUCCCCUCAGCCCUCAUCACCUAUCUCCUCCCCUGAGCCGUCGUCUACUCAAGUGAGAGAACCCUCUCAAACCUCAUUAACAUCCACAAAUGUACAACCAACAGCAAGUUCAGAAACUCGUCUCCCAAAUGUACAUAUCUCGAAGCCACAAUUACCAGAGGAUCUGUCCAACAAAGAAAUUACACCAAGUGUAACAUCAAAAUCCUCGAUGGAAGCAACCGCUCAACAGACUAGCAAUGCUGCAAAGCCUCCGGAAUCAUCAGGUCCUUUAGCAGCUAAUGCAGGACCUCCCGGAAUAGUUAAAGAGAUGCCUCCGCAUAAAAUCAGAUCAGACGAAACUUUAAUGGCACAUGAAGAACCUAAGCAGAAGACAAUGAAUGAGGCAACAACUUCAAAACAUGGCAACCUGGUUGGAAAACAAACUAAAAGCAUGAAACCAACAAACAACAAAGGAGCAUCCAUGCAAUUGUCAAGUGGAGAUCGAGCUUCCUUCCAAGAAGAGAUCAGAAGUGACAUUUCUAAGCUAGUUGAUAAGAUGGCUACAGCUAAUCCAGAGAAUUUUAAAGAUGAAAAGGGAAGCCUUGUAACCUUGGUUGGUAAAAACAAAGGAGCAUCCAUGAAACUAGGUUUUGAUUUGGUAAGAAGAGGAAAGGAGCUCAAAAUAGACGAUGGAAACAGCAAAGAAGACCAAAUGACAGAAGCAGUUAUUAAUAACAAUGUCCAAGAUAUCAAUAACUCGAUUCUGAUGAACAGUUUCAUCGCUGAAAGGAGUCCUGGUGUUCACCUAGCUCUCCAUUACGAUGCAACAGAGCUCAUCACGUCUUAUGAUAAAGAAGGGUCCCCCGAGGCACGUAAGGGAACGUCAACUCUACCACUUCCCAAAAGCCCUAUGAGCCUACCACCAGAGGGAGAUCCCUGAGGCUGAGAGAGCAGUCCCUUGCGGAAAUCAUGCUGGAUCAUUUAAAGAUCAUGCAGUGCUUCAGCUUCAUGCAGUUAUGGUGACAGUGAUUAGAACAAAACUUAACAAGUCUCUAACAGGGCCAGAGCUUAUAUCAUAAGCAAUCAGUAGUAAUAAGGAUCUACAUGAUCCACAUGACAUACUGUAAAAUGCAUUUUUAUUGUAUUUUGGAGUUACAUGGCUUU
Daucus carota subsp. sativus is the source of this 2016-nucleotide messenger RNA. RefSeq lists its product as uncharacterized. Bases 356 to 1792 code for a protein of 478 amino acids. The transcript has a single exon. Lineage: Eukaryota; Viridiplantae; Streptophyta; Magnoliopsida; Apiales; Apiaceae. The record is from RefSeq and is a predicted model, not a curated record.